Messenger RNA from Salvia hispanica, 2793 nucleotides. It is a transcript of the gene MUS81, whose product is annotated as Restriction endonuclease, type II-like superfamily protein. Gene Ontology annotation, molecular function: DNA binding; 3'-flap endonuclease activity; crossover junction DNA endonuclease activity. Gene Ontology annotation, cellular component: Holliday junction resolvase complex; nucleus. NCBI's taxonomy places the organism in Eukaryota, Viridiplantae, Streptophyta, Magnoliopsida, Lamiales, Lamiaceae. The record is from RefSeq and is a predicted model, not a curated record. Gene Ontology annotation, biological process: resolution of meiotic recombination intermediates; double-strand break repair via break-induced replication; mitotic intra-S DNA damage checkpoint signaling.
AACCCGUCGUCACUCGUCACUCCUAAAUCAACAAAAUUUCAAAAUCAAAUUUAGGGCUUAAAUCCAAAAUCGAUUUCGCUUCCUCCUCAAACCUCCCUCUCGCUGCAAAAUUGUAUCCAAAACAACUGAAUUCCGCCGUCGAGAACAGUUAAUGGAUAGUGCAAGAAAGACUGCGUGCCCGGAAAAUGAAGAUGUGGCGGCGUAUUUGAUGAACAAGCGGCACGAAUUGGCGCAGAGUUCCAAGGGGAUUUCCGACAAUAUGGACAUGACGCUUUCAAAGGCCCAUUCAAACAUCUGUAACCACCAAAACCCAAUUAGAAACCUCAAAGACUUGGCGCAGAUUAAGGGCGUGGGUAAGUGGAUUUUGAAGCAGAUGCAGGGUUUUUUUCAUGCGGAUGGUGAUCCUUCUGAGAUUGAAGACUUGACGAAAAAGGGAAAUAAAAAUAAGGGACCAAAGCGUUAUGUGCCACAAAAGAAUUCUGUUGCUUAUGCUCUACUAAUUUCACUUUUCAGGGGAACAGAAAAUGGAAAUGAAUUUAUGCACAAAAAGGAACUCAUCGAUGCUGCUGAAACAAGUGGAUUAUCUCGUGUACCAAUUGCGCCAGAAAAGGCAAAGGAAAAAGCUGGACAUUUUGGGAGCUCGCCGAGGGACUGGUACACUGGAUGGAACUGUAUGAAAACACUGAUAAGUAGAGGCCUUGUUGUGAAGUCCAGUUGCCCAGCUAAGUAUAUGUUGACAGAAGAAGGAAAAGAAGUAGCACAUGAAUGCCUAUUGAGAUCUGGUAUGGUUGGUCCUAAUAAGAAAUUUGAUGGUCUGGAAAGAUGUCCAGAUUUGGUCCAAAGAGACAAAGUGUCUGUUGUUGAUUUGCAUGAAGACUUGCCAGAUGUAGAGUGUGUGAAAAAGAAGGCAAAGAUAUCUGUAGAUAUUCCACCUGAUUAUCUUGAGAAGGGAACAGACAUAUCAUCACUUGAUUUCCUUCAAGAAGAUGAUAUUGAUAGUAUAAGUUUCAUCUCGAAAUCAAGAACGGACGGCCAUUAUGCAUCAUCAUCUUUGUUCCAACUUAGAGAUGGUAGAGCAGGGACAAAUUCAGGUGAUAUGCAAAGACAUGCAAAUGAUGUUCCUAGCAAUAAAAGUUCGUUGCUUCAUACUUUUGGACGGAGUUCUUGUACUUUGAAACCGUGCUCAUCCAAUAAUGUUCAGGAAAAUGUUACUAGCCAGCCUGGCUUCCAAGGAUCAGAAGCUAAUCCCAUUGCUUUGGCAACACCGCCUUUGGCAUUUGGAGAGAAGUUUGGGGAUGUUUAUGAAGUAGUUCUGCUAUUAGACAACCGGGAGCAAUUUGCUAUGCAAGGAUCACGUUCAAGAAAAAUUAUUGAGAACAUAUGCUCUCUGUUUCAAAUUCAGAUAGAGGUUAGAAGGCUGCCUGUGGGUGAUGGAAUUUGGAUAGCUCGUCAUAAGUAUCUUGGAAGUGAAUUCGUACUUGAUUUUAUUGUUGAGAGGAAGAAGGUUGAUGAUUUGCGUCAGUCAAUAAGGGACAAUAGGUAUCGAGAUCAGAAAAUGCGGCUUGUGCGAUGUGGGCUUAAGAAGAUGAUAUAUCUGGUGGAAGGUGAUCCAAAUUCCUCAGAGGCAGCUGAAAGCAUCAAAACGGCUUGCUUCACGACUGAGAUCUUGGAGGGUUUUGAUGUGCAACGAACUAAUGGACUAGCUGAUACAUUGAAAAAGUAUGGUAAUCUUACUCAAUCAAUCAACCAAUACUACAGAUCUCUAGAUACCAUGCAACAGUGCAUUGGUGGAUGCCCUCCUUUUGAUGAAUUUAUCAAAAGGUGUGAAGACUUGGGUAAAAUGACAGUUAGUGAUGUAUUUGGUAUCCAGCUCAUGCAGGUAUGGCUCAUAUUCCAGAUGCUCAAUCGACAUAAUUGUUCACUAUUCCCAGCAUGUCUACAUGUUUCCCAGGUAACAGAGGAAAUAGCUCUUGCUGUUUUAGAUAUGUACCCAACAUUGUUGUCCCUUGCUUCUGCGUAUUCUCUUCUGUCUCUCCAUUAUGCAGUUACUGGAAGAACUGUUUAUUGAGAUCUAGUGUUUUAGGAAAGAACGUGUAACUAUUGUCGAUUAGCGUGAAGUAAUUUCACUGUAAUUAAUCCUGGAUGACAACCUUAUGUUUUAUGUGUCAACCUUAUUGGCUUAUUCACAAAUCAUAAGUUUUGGGAGAAUCCGGGAACAAAUAAUUUGAUGUUAGCGCAAGGUUAGUUUAUAGGAGUAUAACACAAGUAGUUGAGAUGUAAAUCUCUCAACGUAGCUCUAUCCUCCCUAGACAGAAAGGAGAAACAACAUAGAAUUCUGUAUUCAGGUGGCAUUGAAAAGAGUAGAGCAUCAUCAUAUUAUUGAACUGCAGAUGAUGUACAUUACUGAUGCUGUGGUCAAAUUAUGUUUUGGUUAGCAGAAGAGUUUUGAUAUUCUGAAAUUCAAAUGCCUUAAAGUAAGAUCCAAACCCUUCAUUCGCCCCACACUUCAUCUGUCAGGUUUUGCAUAAGAUGAUAAAUUCAUGUCAACUUCAGAAUCCCUAUUGAUUGGGAAUCUGGUUUCACUUCAUUGCUUUCAACAGUCGGCUUCUUAUUGCGUUCUUUCCUAGUAUAAAUAAAUGUUAUCCAAUUAUCGAGAGAUAAGUGAGGGAGAUUGCAUAACGAAUUUAAUAGGAAUGUGUAUGGGUUAACUUUAGUAACUCAAAUUAGAAGUUGAGGGAAUGUUAAUGAAUAUCCAAUGUUAUUACUGUGAUUUAUACAUUGAGUUUGGCUCAA